Messenger RNA from Nipponia nippon (crested ibis), 2331 nucleotides. The record is from RefSeq and is a predicted model, not a curated record. NCBI's taxonomy places the organism in Eukaryota, Metazoa, Chordata, Aves, Pelecaniformes, Threskiornithidae.
AUGGAAAAACUGCUUUUGUUUCUGCUGUUCAUUGGCAUAGCGGUGAGAGCUCAGAUCUGCCCAAAGCGCUGUGUCUGUCAGAUUUUGUCUCCGAACCUUGCCACCCUUUGUGCCAAGAAAGGGCUCUUAUUUGUUCCUCCCAACAUUGACAGGAGGACCGUGGAGUUACGGCUGGCAGACAACUUUGUUACAAACAUUAAAAGGAAAGACUUUGCCAAUAUGACCAGCCUGGUGGACCUGACGCUGUCCAGGAAUACAAUCAGUUUUAUUACACCUCACGCAUUUGCUGACUUGCGCAAUUUGCGGGCUUUGCAUUUGAACAGCAACCGAUUGACUAAGAUCACCAAUGACAUGUUCAGUGGACUCUCCAAUCUUCACCACUUGAUACUUAACAACAACCAGCUGACUUUAAUUUCUUCCACAGCUUUCGAUGAUGUUUUAGCUCUUGAGGAAUUGGAUUUGUCUUACAAUAAUCUGGAAACCAUCCCCUGGGAUGCAGUGGAGAAGAUGGUUAGUUUGCACACUCUCAGUCUAGACCACAACAUGAUUGACCAUAUUCCUAAGGGGACCUUCUCCCACCUCCACAAGAUGACCAGGUUGGACGUCACGUCUAACAAACUGCAGAAGCUACCGCCUGAUCCUCUCUUCCAGCGAGCUCAGGUACUAGCAACCUCAGGAAUUAUCAGUCCCUCGACUUUUGCGUUGAGCUUUGGUGGGAACCCUUUGCAUUGCAACUGUGAGCUUUUGUGGCUGAGGCGUCUGUCGAGGGAAGACGACCUGGAGACCUGUGCUUCUCCCACCCUCUUGUCCGGCCGGUACUUCUGGUCGAUCCCCGAGGAGGAGUUCCUGUGCGAGCCUCCUCUCAUCACCCGGCACACCCACGAGCUGCGGGUGCUGGAGGGCCAGCGGGCAGCGCUGCGGUGUAAGGCCCGGGGGGACCCCGAACCAGCAAUUCAUUGGAUUUCACCUGAGGGCAAACUGAUUUCAAAUGCAACGAGGUCCGUGGUGUAUGACAACGGGACGCUCGACAUCCUUAUAACGACGGUGAAGGACACGGGCUCCUUCACCUGCAUUGCUUCCAAUCCGGCUGGGGAGGCCACGCAGACAGUGGACCUGCACAUAAUCAAACUCCCCCACUUGCUGAACAGCACGAACCACAUCCACGAGCCCGACCCCGGCUCCUCGGAUAUCUCCACUUCCACCAAGUCGGGCUCCAACGCGAGCAGUAGCAAUGGGGAUACUAAAGUGAGCCAAGAUAAGAAGGUGGUCGUUGCGGAAGCAACAUCCUCUACCGCUCUGCUGAAAUUCAAUUUUCAGAGGAACAUACCCGGGAUACGUAUGUUCCAAAUCCAGUACAACGGUACUUAUGAUGACUCCCUUGUUUACAGAAUGAUACCUCCCACAAGCAAAACCUUCCUGGUCAACAACCUGGCCGCUGGGACUGUGUACGACCUGUGUGUCCUGGCAAUCUACGAUGACGGGAUCACCUCGCUCACCGCCACCAGGGUGGUGGGCUGCACGCAGUUCACCACCGAGCAGGAUUACGUGCGUUGCCAUUUCAUGCAGUCCCAGUUCCUGGGUGGGACCAUGAUUAUCAUCAUUGGUGGGAUCAUCGUGGCCUCUGUGCUCGUGUUCAUCAUCAUCCUCAUGAUCCGCUACAAGGUGUGUAACAACAAUGGGCAGCAGAAGGCCACCAAGGUCAGCAACGUGUACUCGCAGACAAAUGGGGCUCAGAUCCAGGGCUGCAGUGGGGUGCUGUCGCAGUCGAUGUCCAAGCAGGCCGUCGGGCACGAAGAGGGCAUCCAGUGCUGCAAGUCUGCCAGCGACGGCGUGAUGCAGUCGCUGGAGACCGCCUCCAGCCAGGACUCGGCCACCACUACCUCUGCUUUGCCUCCCGCCUGGACUUCCAGCACUUCUGUCUCCCAGAAGCAGAAGCGAAAGCCGGGGCCAAAGCUAAGCAGCGAGCUGCAGAGUGAAGCUGUCAGCGGUAUCGAGUCCCAAAACACUAACAGAAAUAACUCCACGGCCCUGCAGUUAGCUAGCCGUCCCCCCGACUCUGUCAAAGGGGCCCCCACGUACAAAAGAGCACAAUCAAAGCCAAGUAAGUUCCUCACUUUGCCAGCUGACGCAUCCCGAGCCAAGCGCAGGCUCUCCCUGGGCGGCGAGCUGAUGGAGUCCCGCUGCCCCAGCAGCGCCCGGGGCGCAGGCGGAUUGCGGUCCAAAAGGAGCAUGUCCAUGAACGGGAUGCUAGCCCAGUCAGACAGCUCUGGUGUGGAUAGUGGAAAAGCAACUUUCUCCAGUUCUGAGUGGAUAUUGGAAAGCACUGUGUGA